Molecule: messenger RNA, 1074 nt
Organism: Dictyostelium discoideum AX4
Lineage: Eukaryota; Evosea; Eumycetozoa; Dictyosteliales; Dictyosteliaceae
Exons: 2
Coding region: 1-1074 (357 amino acids)
Biological process (GO): RNA processing
Molecular function (GO): ribonuclease III activity
Source: RefSeq, a predicted model, not a curated record
AUGACCACCAUAAGUUUCAAUUCAUCAAUAAAACAACUCAAAGACAGAGGAAUUAUAAAUAUAUUUCACCAACCAAAAACUCAUAAAGAGAGGUUUGAAAUUUUAGAAUUUCAUGGUGAUAGUACUUUAUCCUAUUUAAUUUCAACUUAUUUAUUAAAUUAUAAAACUUAUUAUAAUCCACAUUUAUUAACUAAACUAAGAUCAUUGGCAAGUAGUAAUCAAUUAUUAUGUGAUUUUUUUAAUUUAUUUGAAUUGGAAGACUUUUUAUCGGAAGAAGAAUUACCAAGAGAUUGUAAAAAUAUUAAACCAAGAGCAGAUAUAGUUGAAUGUUUAAUCUCGGAAUUAUCACAAUCAAAAGAUAGUGAAGCAGAACUUUUAUUAAAAGGAAUAGUUGGUUUUUUAAUCUCUGCAGGAGAGAAAGAAUUGGAUCGUGAAUUUCCUCAUAUCAUUGAUAAAGGAAUUUUAAAAAAACCAAAACCACCAUCAUCAACUUUAAAUUAUAAAUCAAAUUUUUACAACAGCAAUAAUAAUAGUAAAAAAUCAUUUAAUGAUACUACUACCACUACUAAACAAGUUUAUGGUAGUGGUAAUAGCAGUAGCAGUGCCAACAAUAACAAUAACAUAAAUAUUAAACAACCAAAGGCAAUAGUUUCAUAUGUAGUUGAUAAUAAAUCACCUUCAUCUUCACCAUUACCUUCACCAUUUGUUACUCCCUCUUCAUUGAGUGGUAGUAAUAUUAGUGUAUUGAAAAGUAGUGGUGGUAAUAAUAUUAAUUCAAUAAUGAAAAGAAAUCCAUUUGAAGUCAAUUUAUUAAAACCAAUUGAUAUAUAUAGUAAUGGCUCAAUCAUUAUGGAGAGUAAUAUUUAUAAUUAUAAUAAUAAUAAUAGUAGUAGUAGUAGUUGUAAUAAAAUAGGUAAAUCCAAUUCUUCAUCAACUACCACCACUUCUGUAUUGAAAAGUAAAGAAAUCUUUAUUACUCCAAAUAAUGUUAAUGACAACUAUAGUUUAGAUGUUGAAAAUGAUUUCCCAUUAUCACCAUUCUCUGUUGAAUUAGCUUUAAUUUCAAAUACUUAA